Molecule: messenger RNA, 2404 nt
Organism: Amphiprion ocellaris (clown anemonefish)
Lineage: Eukaryota; Metazoa; Chordata; Actinopteri; Pomacentridae
Gene: mtpap
Product: mitochondrial poly(A) polymerase
Exons: 10
Coding region: 114-1817 (567 amino acids)
Cellular component (GO): mitochondrion
Molecular function (GO): poly(A) RNA polymerase activity
Source: RefSeq, a predicted model, not a curated record
CUGUCUGUGGUUCAGAGUAUACGGAGCGUCUGUCUCAUCGGAGGGCUGGUCGAGAUGUGUAUUGGAGGAAGUAAACAAGAAUUGUCGGUCUCACGUAGGUGGAGGAGGCUUUAAUGUCAGUGUGCAGGUUACAUAUGAGAGGAAGGGUCGUCCUGGUGAGGUCCUUACAGAAAGCUGACACAUUUCUUCAACGAAGUAUUGGAACAGACGUCGCUGCUGCUCAAGCUGAGGCUCCUCCGAGAGACGGAAGUGAUGAAAAGGAUGGGUGCAAGUCUUUACACGCUCUGCAGGUGGAGAGACAAGAGCAGGCAGAAAGAUCUGUUCUUAUCAACUGCCAAUCCAGAACCAAUGAGAAAAAGUUCCUCAAGUAUUUAUCAAACCAUGGAGACAUUAAGAAAUACUUCUUUUAUGAAAGCUAUGGCCUGUAUGCUGUUGUGGAGUUUGCAAAGCGGGAAAAUGUUGCCUCUCUACUUGAAGGAGCCGUCAUCCCCAGUGUCAGCCAUGAGUCCACAGUGCCUUUUAAAUCAAGACUGCUAUCACUCAGAAACCUCAGUUUGGUGGACUUAUCAAACCAGCAGUCAGGCCUGCAGUGCCAGCCUCAAACCACUAUUCCAAUCAAUGAGUUCAUACAGAGGCUGUCCAAAGAGGAGAGUAUAGACCAGCAGAUAACCUCCCUGACAGAAGCCUAUCAGCUUACAGAGGAGAACAGCCGACUGCGUUUCCUCGUCUGCUCCCUGUUGAAAGAUAUCGCUGCUGCUUAUUUCCCAGAAUGCACCAUCAAACCAUUUGGCUCAUCAGUGAAUGGCUUUGGAAAGCUUGGCUGUGACCUGGACAUGUUUCUGGAUCUGGAUGGCAUCAGUGGGCGGAAUGUAAAGAUGCCAAAAUCAGGCCUGUCCCUGGAAUACCAGAUGAAGCGAGCCAACUCGGAGCGGGCAGUCACCCAAAGCAUCCUCUCCGUCAUCGGGGAGUGUGUGGACCAGUUUGGACCUGGGUGCGUGGGAGUACAGAAGAUUCUGAAUGCUCGAUGCCCUCUGGUCCGUUUUGCCCACCAGCCCUCUGGCUUUCAGUGUGACCUCACAGCCAACAACAGGGUGGCGAUGAAGAGCACAGAGUUGCUGUACCUGUAUGGACAGCUGGACCCACGGGUGCGCAGCCUGGUGUUCACGGUGCGCUGUUGGGCCCGAGCUCAUGGCGUCACUAGCAGUAUACCAGGGGCCUGGAUCAGCAACUUCUCCCUCACUGUCAUGGUGCUGUUCUUCCUCCAGAAGAGGAGCAUCCCCAUAAUCCCCACACUGGAACAUCUCCGGGACUUGGCAGGUCCUGCAGACAAGAGCGUGAUUGAGGGAAAUGACUGCACGUUUGUCAGCGAUUUCAGCAAAAUCCAGCUCAAGAGCAACACAGAGACACUAGAGCAACUACUAUGCGAGUUCUUUGAGUUCUAUGCCACUUUUCCCUUCAGCAGGAUGUCCCUAAAUAUCAGAAAGGGCAAAGAGCAGAACAAGCCAGAGGUGGCCCCACUGCACAUCCAGAAUCCGUUUGAAACCUCUCUGAACGUCAGCAAGAACGUCAACGCCACUCAGUUAGACCGCUUUGUGGCUUUGUGUCAAGAGAGCUCCUGGCUGCUCCAGCAGAGGGAAACCAACACACCCAGAGGUGGAGCCAACAUGACCACAGCUUGGGGACUCGCUACCCUGCUCCUGCCUUCACAGGUUGCAGGGAUCAAAAGUCGCAAGAAAAGAAGACGGGAGCCAGCCAGUGAGAGGAUCAAGGGUUUGCUAGAAUCCUUGAAGAAUAAAAAUCAACCAAAGACAAGCUAAGGAGGACUCUAAGACACCUCAGAAACAAUCUACAUUCUCUUAUCACUAAUUUAAACCGUGAAUUGGUGGCAGCCUGUUGGUGUAACUGUCCAGUGCCUCACCUAAAAGGUGAGAGCGGAGCAGAAGCAGCAGAUGCAGAGACUGGCUUGCAGUUCCCAACAUGGACACUGGAGGGUGUGAAUGGAACCUGUUUGUGCAUGUUUGGGACUUAAAAUAAGGGAGUGAUUACUGUGUACUUUGCUGUAGACUGUAACCCACUCUGUUGUAAUUAAAGGAGUACUGUGGAAAUAAGUCCUGCCAGAUGUUUGUUUAGGAGUUAAGACUGUAUUUUCACUUUCAUUUUUGAUUCUAAAUCUGUGUUAUUAGAUGUUAUCAGCACAGUAGACACACAUCAUAUUAAUGAUACAGCAGGGGUGGAAUAAUCAAGAUUUUUACUGAAAAGUGUAUACACUUAUUAUGACCAGAAAUGUACAAUAGGCAGCUAAAGGGUUGCAGAAUACAAAUUAACAAUAAUAGUUGAGCAUAGAAAGUAAUUCUACAUUUUCUUAUUCUCCAUGUUUUCUAUUAAAAUCAGAAUUUGAAAACAA